Messenger RNA from Bipolaris sorokiniana ND90Pr, 837 nucleotides. RefSeq lists its product as uncharacterized. Lineage: Eukaryota; Fungi; Ascomycota; Dothideomycetes; Pleosporales; Pleosporaceae. The record is from RefSeq and is a predicted model, not a curated record. The transcript has 3 exons. The coding region runs from base 1 to 837 and encodes 278 amino acids.
AUGUCAUCGUGGCAGCCUUGUAUGCAGUCGUGUCGGUUGAAUGGCAGCGAGCUCCAUGGCCGUGGCUGGGCUGACGCCGUUUAUGCAACCUUUCACAGCAUGAAUCACUCUGCCACGUACACGGACUGGAAAGACUUGUUAAUAAGUAAGACCGGCAUGAAUUCGCAGACAAGUCAAAGAUCUUCGCUGUACGUUUGUCCAGUGUUGGACGAAGCGUCGUGUUUCGGGUUGCAAAUUGAUCACGAAUUUGUGGAUAAUGGGCUACCAAACAGAAUAUAUUUACUCUUGAGAAGUUGCAGGAGCUCAAACAAGGUCAGAUCAGCAGAUUUCCGGUACUGUAUUCGUGCGCCACAUGGAUACACAACAAUCUAUCGAGUGAUAUUGUUGCUGGAAAGGAUUUAUCGAUUCGCACCACAUGGCGUCUUGGAUAAGGAUGAGUUCCACGUCAGCAGCCAAUAUGGGCCAGACAGUCUAGAAAACGCCAAGUUGGUGCAUGGCAUGGCCGCGGAGGCUUCAACAGCACCGUGUAAUGGUAAUUUGGUCGGGCAUGAAUUGACAUGUCGUGCCAACGCCUGCUAUCUUGACUUGAUCUUGGCCGUUGAUAAUGAGCUCUGGCCAGGCCAAAAGAAGACGUCAUAUUUACUAAGUAUGCGACCAAGGCUGGCUGCGCACACCACCAUGCUCCAUGGACACGUGACGUAUGAUUUCACUGUUUUUGAUGCUCGAGGAUCCGCAAGCUUGCCAUGGGCACUAGAAGAUGGUUGCAUCGACCGAACAGACGUAGCGCCCGUUCAUGCGCGGCCGGCGGCACCCGUCGGUGCAGAAGCCGAGAAGUGA